Molecule: messenger RNA, 1062 nt
Organism: Aspergillus clavatus NRRL 1
Lineage: Eukaryota; Fungi; Ascomycota; Eurotiomycetes; Eurotiales; Aspergillaceae
Product: mitogen-activated protein kinase
Exons: 5
Coding region: 1-1062 (353 amino acids)
Biological process (GO): intracellular signal transduction; protein phosphorylation
Cellular component (GO): cytoplasm; nucleus
Molecular function (GO): ATP binding; MAP kinase activity
Source: RefSeq, a predicted model, not a curated record
AUGGUGCAACAACCACCCCAGGGAGGGUCGAGAAAGAUCUCCUUCAACGUUUCCGAGCAAUAUGAGAUACAAGAUGUCAUCGGAGAGGGUGCUUACGGUGUCGUCUGCUCGGCUAUCCACAAACCCUCCGGCCAGAAAGUUGCCAUCAAGAAGAUUACCCCAUUUGACCACUCCAUGUUCUGCUUGCGAACCCUUCGUGAGAUGAAGCUGCUGCGUUACUUCAAUCAUGAGAACAUUAUCUCCAUUCUGGACAUCCAGAGACCUCGCAAUUACGAGAGUUUCAACGAGGUCUAUCUGAUCCAGGAGCUGAUGGAAACAGAUAUGCAUCGAGUCAUUCGUACCCAGGACCUGUCUGACGAUCACUGCCAGUACUUCAUUUACCAGACUCUCCGUGCCUUAAAAGCCAUGCACUCAGCCAAUGUGCUGCAUCGUGAUUUGAAGCCAUCGAAUCUGCUUCUCAACGCAAAUUGUGACCUGAAAGUCUGUGACUUUGGUCUAGCUCGUUCGGCUGCAUCGACGGAUGACAACUCCGGAUUCAUGACAGAAUACGUUGCGACUCGCUGGUACCGUGCACCAGAGAUCAUGUUGACCUUCAAGGAGUACACCAAAGCUAUUGAUGUAUGGAGUGUUGGUUGUAUCCUGGCGGAGAUGCUAAGUGGAAAGCCCUUGUUUCCUGGAAAGGACUAUCAUCACCAAUUAACCCUCAUUCUGGAUGUUCUUGGAACACCGACGAUGGAAGACUACUACGGCAUCAAAUCGCGACGGGCCCGGGAAUACAUCCGCUCUCUUCCCUUCAAGAAGAAGAUCCCUUUCAAGGCUUUAUUCCCUAAGAGCAACGAAUUGGCUUUGGAUCUCUUGGAAAAGCUUCUGGCUUUCAACCCAGCGAAACGCAUCACUGUAGAAGAUGCCUUGCGCCAUCCAUACUUGGAGCCUUAUCAUGAUCCCGAUGAUGAGCCUACUGCUCCCCCAAUCCCUGAAGGAUUCUUUGACUUUGAUAAAAACAAGGAUGCUCUCAGUAAGGAGCAAUUGAAGUCUUUGAUUUACGAGGAAAUUAUGCGGUAG